Messenger RNA from Pseudozyma flocculosa PF-1, 1503 nucleotides. RefSeq lists its product as uncharacterized. Gene Ontology annotation, molecular function: amino acid transmembrane transporter activity. The coding region runs from base 1 to 1503 and encodes 500 amino acids. Gene Ontology annotation, biological process: amino acid transmembrane transport. Gene Ontology annotation, cellular component: vacuolar membrane. The record is from RefSeq and is a predicted model, not a curated record. The transcript has 4 exons. NCBI's taxonomy places the organism in Eukaryota, Fungi, Basidiomycota, Ustilaginomycetes, Ustilaginales, Ustilaginaceae.
AUGUCUUCGACACCAGCGAGCAUGAACGCGCGGGACCUAUCGCCCACGAGGGACGGGUCCACCUCUGAAAAGGACAGGCUCGACCAUGGCGUGACCGCCGGCGAGGUCGAGCCCAAGGGUGGCGACUCGAUCAGCAGCUCGGGCGCGCCGAGGCAGACCAUCUUCGGCGAGAAGAAGGAGCAGCACCGCAGCGAAGAGGACUACAUGUACGAGAAGCAAAAGAUCUCGGAGGGCGACCACAAGUUCCACAAGCUCGGGUGGAUCAAGCUCACCGUCUGCCUGAUUGUCGAGGCCAUCGCCCUGGGCAGUCUCAGUCUGCCGAGCGCCUUUGCCACGCUCGGCAUGGUCGCCGGCACCCUCCUCAGCGUUGGCAUGGGCCUCAUCGCCAUCUACACCAGCUAUGUCGUCGGCCAGGUCAAGAUCAAGUUCCCGCACGUCUCCCACUACGCCGACGCUGGCAGGCUCCUCUUUGGCCGCUUCGGCUAUGAGGUCGUCAGCGUCAUGUUUGUGCUCCAGCUCGUCCUCCUCGUCGGCUCCCACUGCCUGACGGGCGCCAUCGCCUUCCUCAACAUCACCGACAACGCCAUCUGCUCGCUCGUCUUUGCCCUCAUCUCGGCCAUCAUCCUAUACCUGAUCGCCAUCCCCCCGACCUUCUCCGAGCUCGCCAUCCUCGGAUACAUUGACUUUGCCUCAAUCAUCAUCGCCAUCGGCAUCACGAUCAUCGGCACCGGUGUCCAGGCGGGCAGCCAGGCCGGUGGCCUCUCUGCCGUCAACUGGUCCGCUUGGCCCAAGGAGGGCGUCACCUUUGCCGACGCCUGGCUCGCCAUCACCAACAUCGCCUUCGCCUACAGCUUCGCCGUGUGCCAGUUCUCGUUCAUGGACGAGAUGCACACGCCCAAGGACUACGUCAAGUCGAUUUGGGCCCUGGGCAUCAUUGAGAUCUUCAUCUACACGGUGACGGGCGCGCUCGUCUACGCCUUUGUCGGCGUCGACGUCAAGUCGCCCGCGCUCCUCUCGGCGGGCACGACGCUGUCCAAGGUGGCGUUCGGCAUCGCGCUGCCCGUCAUCUUCAUCUCGGGCUCCAUCAACACCACCGUCGCCGCGCGCUACAUUCACGGCCGCGUCUUUAAGAACUCGGUCAUCCGCUACGUCAACACCAAGAUGGGCUGGCUCACCUGGCUCGUUCUCAUUUUCAUCAUCACCCUCAUUGCCUGGAUCAUCAGCGAGGCGAUUCCCUUCUUCUCGGCGUUGCUUGGACUCAUGUCUGCGCUGUUUAUCAGCGGUUUUACGUUCUAUCUGCCGAGUCUGAUGUGGUUCAUGCUGAUCAAGGAGGGCUCGUGGCGCUCGAAGCACAACCUGACGCUUUCGUUUGCCAACGGCGCCACGUUUGUCAUUGGCAUCGCCAUCCUUGGCUGCGGCACGUAUGCCUCGGUCAAGGACAUCAUCAACCAGAACAACUCGGGCGACGUCCGAGGCUCGUUCACCUGCGCGCCGAUUGCGUAG